UGAAAACAAUCGACAGAUUUAAUUUUACAGAGAUUUCAAUCUGGUUAAGAGAUUUUAAUUAUUCAAGAACUUAAAAAUUCAAAGAACAAAUUUACUGGGAGAAUUUGACAUUUCCCAUUGGCUCGCUUGACUCGCUCCAGCGGGAAAAAUCCAACAACCGCGAGCAUCGAGCAUCGAGUUCUCUACGCUAUGCUGCGAUUUAGUUUUUUGUAGACCAUCAUACGUUUUGAUUACAGUUUUACUAUUUUGCUUGUGAUUUAUGAAUUUUGUCUUGAAUUUUCAAACCUUUGCUCCUAUUCUAAACUUGGUUUGUAUUUUGUGGAUUUGUGAAUCUGAUUUCCCAAGAUGAGUAAAAUUCCAGAUAUCAAGGAGCGCAUACAGAAACAGGCCAAGGAUCGGAAACCUGCUGAUGUUCUGGACCUGAAUCUCGAUAACUGCAAAGCAGAGUGUCUCGCUGAUAACGAUGUUACCCAAAUCCUAGAGCAGUAUUUUAACCUGGAGGAACUGAGUCUUAUUAACAUUGGUUUGACGUCGCUGCGCGGGUUUCCCAAAUUACCGAAGCUGCGCAAAUUGGAUUUGAGCGACAAUCGUCUAACCGGUGGCCUGAACCAUCUCGCCAGCACUUGCCCAAGCCUGGAGAAACUUCUGAUGGGAGGCAAUCGUCUGAAACAACUGGAUGCGCUCGAGCCGCUGAAAGCACUUUCUGCCCUGCGUGUGCUCGACAUGUGCAGUUGUCCCAUUGCCGAUGUGGAUGAUUACAAGUUGAAAGUAUUUGAGUAUCUUUUCCAGCUGACGGAUCUCGAUGGACUGGAUCGGAACGGGCAAGAGAGUCGCGAGUCGGACGAUGAAGAUUCGCAAGAAGACGGCGACGAUUAUUCGGAUACAGAGUCGGAGAAUGGGGAAAAUGUCGGGGCGGGAGAGGACGGAGAGGAUGAUGGGGACGAUGCGGGGGAUUCGGAAAUGGCGGAGGAGGACGGUGAAGAAAGCAUGGGAGACGAGAGUAAUGAGGCUGCAGGGGAACCUUCUGGCGCUCGGAAAGGGUUGAAGCGCAAAAACGAUAACGACGAAGAGAAAAACGGUGCAUGAAAUUGAAUGCUUAUGUGGUGGGUUUUUCGAUUUUUUAUAUUUCUGAUGGAGCAAUCAUGUGUCGAGUCAUUGACAUUUUACAAUAAUUAUUUUGAUGGCGAAAUGCUGUAUUUUGCAUCUCGUGUGCGUCAGAAGUUUGCUGAUAGUUCCACUUUGCUUGAUCUUUUGAUGAGUUUUGAGGGUUACGAACUUGAAUGUAUGGGUUUCCUUUUUUUUAUCAACUUAACUGUGUAGGAAUCUGAUGAACUUAAAAAAAACCGGAAUG
Paramacrobiotus metropolitanus is the source of this 1351-nucleotide messenger RNA. RefSeq names its product acidic leucine-rich nuclear phosphoprotein 32 family member B-like. Bases 346 to 1086 code for a protein of 246 amino acids. The record is from RefSeq and is a predicted model, not a curated record. The transcript has a single exon. Gene Ontology annotation, molecular function: histone binding. Lineage: Eukaryota; Metazoa; Tardigrada; Eutardigrada; Parachela; Macrobiotidae. Gene Ontology annotation, cellular component: nucleus.